Molecule: messenger RNA, 2136 nt
Organism: Vicia villosa (hairy vetch)
Lineage: Eukaryota; Viridiplantae; Streptophyta; Magnoliopsida; Fabales; Fabaceae
Product: protein FAF-like, chloroplastic
Exons: 2
Coding region: 150-1757 (535 amino acids)
Source: RefSeq, a predicted model, not a curated record
GCCUUCCCAUCAUCAAUUCACUACAAACCAUUCCUCUCAUUACAUUCUUCAUUAUCUCAUUCUCACAACUCAGUGGUCUCUAUCUUGAGACCUCUGUCUGUUACUGUGCUUUGCAACUUCAAGCUAGCUAAGUGCAAUUUGUAUUGAAGAUGUCAAUUUGUAUGAGCAUGAAGAUAGAACAAGACACUGUGCUCAAUCAGAAGCAAGGGAUAGUCACUAUUUUGAACUGUAACACUGACACUAAUUUCACACCACCUUCUCUCAGAAGAACUCUCUCAGCAGACAUGUCUUCCAAGAAAUGGCUUUCUCAGAAUGGUUCUUCUAACACCAUCAAGAAGAUUUCAUCAUCUAAGAAUCUGUUUGGACAAGAUGAUGAAGCUAAGUUGGGUGAUGAUGAAGAUGAAGCUGAGAGAGAGAGGCUUCAGAUAUGGAGUUCAAUCCAGAAGAACAAGAAGGAAGAGCAACAGAAAGAUGGUUCGUUUGAUACUUGGGGUUCACUCAUGUCUUUGAAGACUAAUGAUGAAAUCUCUAAGUCGCUUCCACCUUACAUUCAUCCUCUCGCUAAGAGGACGAAAAGCUCUUUGUCUAGGAAGAGCCUUGAAAUUUGCACUGAGAGUCUCGGGUCCGAGACUGGCUCUGAUGGUUUGGUGUUCUCUUAUCCACAAUCAUCAGAGAGUCCCGGAUCCGAGACUAGAUCUGAUGGAUUGAUUUCCUCUUAUCCUCCGUCAAUUCUGACGGAAGGUAUUGUGGAUCAACAACAACAGACUCGGAAAGAUCAUGAAGAGGACAAGAAAGAAAUGGAGGACGAAAAAGAAGAGGAAGUGGUGGAAGUGGAAAGGCUCGAUUAUAGUGGUGUUACUACAACUCAUAAAAAGUCACCACCUCGAUCCUUCCCUCCACCACUUCCUUCACUCUCUCGCCAAGACGGUCCUCCUCUUCAGAUGAGGCCGCACCGCGACAACGGAAGGUUGGUUUUAGAAGCUGUAUCUCUUCCUUCAUUGAACAACUUCUGUGUUCAACGCCAAGGUGGCCGACUCGUCCUCACCUUCGCAAAUCAAGACGAGGAAAUUGCUGAAAAUGACGAGGUAGGUGAGUUGGAGGAAGAAUUUGAAGGAUUCGAAGAAGAAAAAGAAGACGGCGAUGAAGUUGAUGAGGAAUAUGAGAGUGUGAUAGGGAAAGGAUCCUUGAUGUCCUUUGAGAAAACUACUAUAAAAAGUAGUGUUCAUUGGAUUGGCUCAAACCAAAACAACAAGGUGAAUAAGACAAUUGGGCUAUUGAAUAAGAAUCCAAAGUGGUCAAAGAAGUUCAAUCAUGAAGUGGAUAACAACAAAGAUGUUCAAGUAGUGGAAGCUAGUCAAAUUGUAAAAUCACUUCCACCAAGGCCAAGAGUUGCAAGAUUGAUUCCUUCACCACCAAAUGCAGCAACUGGUUCAUUCAAUCUAAAUUCUUAUCAACAUUAUUGGAGGACCACAAAACCAACAUCAACCAAACUUGGUAAUUAUCCACUCGACCGAUAUCAAGAGAAAAACAACAACGACGACAACUACAACAACAACGACAGCAAGAGUAACAAGAUUGUUGUGUCUGCAAAAGGCGAGAUGAAGAACAUGAACAUGAACCGUGUUUCGAAUGAGAAGCAACAACUUUUGGUUCUUAAAGGAAAGAAUGGUGAUUAUUUGGUUCAUAAUUUGAAGAAUUGCAAGGAUUCAAGAAGGUCUUUUCUCUUUUGGGAGCCUUAUUGCAUUGCUACCUCAUGAAUCACAAACCUCAACACCUACUACUAUUUCUAAUUAAUUAAUCCACAACAACAACAUCCAUUGCUUAAAUCUCCGUCCCUUUUUAUAAUUACUCAUUUGUAUUCUGCAGACGAGUAUUAUAAUCAGAGACGGAUGUAAUAUUUAUUCCUCUAUAUUUUCUUUUUAUUAUGUCUACUAAGUUCAAAUCCUUCAAGAAGGUGUAAUGUAGUGUAGUCAAAUAAAAGAAAAGGGAAUUAAGAGGAAAGGGGUAGUAAGAAUUAGUACUUUAUUUGUAAUUUGUAAUUGUAAGAUCUGAGAAAUGACUUGAACAUUGUUAUAUCAUAUAAUAUAUAUAAUAUUUACUACGAUUAUAGUUAUAUUAUUUGAUCGAUUAAUUUCA